Molecule: messenger RNA, 964 nt
Organism: Ceratosolen solmsi marchali
Lineage: Eukaryota; Metazoa; Arthropoda; Insecta; Hymenoptera; Agaonidae
Product: estradiol 17-beta-dehydrogenase 8
Molecular function (GO): oxidoreductase activity
Source: RefSeq, a predicted model, not a curated record
AUACUUAUAUUCGAUAAAUUGCGUGUAUUACGCACAGUUGCAAGGAGGAAGCGGAUUUGGAAAGUCAGUUGCCAAGAUGACAACUGGCCUACUGUCUGAGAAGCUCGCCCUUGUCACAGGCGCGGGUAGCGGCAUCGGGCGAAAGGUGUGCAGCCUGUUAGCGAAGGAAGGAGCCAAGGUCUUAGCCACGGAUCAAAAUGUCAAGGCUGUCGAGGACACGGUCGCGGAGCUCCAAGGCACCGGACAUAUUCCUAUUAAAUUGAAUGUUAAGAAUGUUAAUGAUAUUGAAGACCUGUUCACCAACAUAAAAAGGAAUUUUUCAAUACCUACGACAAUUAUUGUUAACAAUGCCGGUAUUGUACGAAGCAAUAGUAUCGUAGACAUGAGUGAAAAGGAUUUUAACGACGUAAUCGAUGUCAACUUAAAGGGUGCAUUCUUUAUCAUGCAAUAUGCUGCGAGAGCAAUUAUUAAUGCUGGAAAUACGGAUGAUGCGUCAAUUAUCAAUAUAAGUUCAAUAGCUUCGAUAAUUAAAUAUCCUUAUAAUGCAAAUUACACGGCAUCUAAAGCGGGUAUGAACGGCUUAAUAAAGACAGCGGCUGCCGAGUUCUUAAAGUAUGAUACGAAUAUUGAUUUGUUUUUCCUCAAACAGACUUUUAUUAUUAAUUUCAUUAUUAAUCCUAUGAUGCAAUUGAUUUUAGGUAUGGCACGCGUGAAUGCCAUUCUACCAGGUUUAGUAAACACUCCUUUAUCCCAAACACUUCACAAGGAAACGAUUCAAGAAUUGACGGAAAAUAAAAUUUUUAAAUACACGGGUAAGACAAAUGACGUAGCAGAAUUAGUUACAUUCUUAGCUUCGCCAAAAAGCUUGUUUAUCAAUGGAGCACUGAUCGAAAUCACUGGAGGAUAUAUAUAGAUUUUAUAUUUUAUUUAAAAUUGUAAUAGAUAUAACAACAAAAUAAUAUGA